AUGGCCUCGGAAAGAAGAUCAUACUGGUGCCAAGAGAGGACAGCAGUAGACCAGGUCAAUGUCAUACCAUCACAUUGUCACGACAUUAUUGCCAUGACAGAAAUCCACCAUUCCCCUUCUACAUGGCGCCCAACUUGGUUAACUUGA
Molecule: messenger RNA, 147 nt
Organism: Nezara viridula (southern green stink bug)
Lineage: Eukaryota; Metazoa; Arthropoda; Insecta; Hemiptera; Pentatomidae
Source: the annotation of a GenBank genome assembly